Molecule: messenger RNA, 3726 nt
Organism: Xiphophorus couchianus (Monterrey platyfish)
Lineage: Eukaryota; Metazoa; Chordata; Actinopteri; Cyprinodontiformes; Poeciliidae
Product: T-box transcription factor TBX1
Exons: 7
Coding region: 1144-2121 (325 amino acids)
Biological process (GO): cell fate specification; regulation of transcription by RNA polymerase II; positive regulation of DNA-templated transcription
Cellular component (GO): chromatin; nucleus
Molecular function (GO): DNA-binding transcription factor activity, RNA polymerase II-specific; RNA polymerase II cis-regulatory region sequence-specific DNA binding
Source: RefSeq, a predicted model, not a curated record
CAGCCCCUCAAGGCAAAAGGGGCAAGAUCAGGAUUUUAACAGGUCAACAUUGAUCACCAAGACCACCUGAAAAGAACAAUAUUAAAACAAUCAGUUGUAGUUAAGACUGCCAUUCAGCUGCAUAUGAGGUAUUCCUGUCUGCUGUAUUAAAAGCAAUAAUUAAUGAGUCGCUCAGAGAGGGAACCGGCCUAUUGACAAACCAGAAUCAUGCUGUGAUUAAUUAGGGGAAAGUCUUUACAGCUUCGGAUCCCGCAGGCUGGAACAAUCAACACCGUCCCAUCAAAGUGCCACAUGAAGCUAAACGUGGAAGCAAAAGCCUCUCAAGCAGAAUCUUAUUGUUAAAGUCCUGCAAACUACUUAUCACGUUUUUUGUGACGUUUAUUUAAGUUAGCAAUACAAGCUUGCUCUAGUCAUGCUAACUGGUAUGGUGGAAUUCAACCUUUAAGGAAAACCAGAACUUUAAGCUAGACAUCUUGUGUAAGUGAAUCUCCAAUUAACAUGGUGUUGAAAAUCUGGCCCUAUGAAUAAUAAAAACAGAUUGUUUCUGUUCUCAUCUGUUCACACCAAGUAACAUCAAACUGUUAUGUGCAAAAUGUUAAUCCAACUUGGGCUUCAGGCUACAAGUCACAAUGAGAUCUUUGCUUCUUCCCAAAGAAUUGCAUUCAGGUCUUCACCGCUCUUGCAGCUGAAUGCAACGAAGUGCUUCCAGCUUUGAUUAGUUGGUGUCAAUGCCGCUAUGAGUAUUAUAAUGGAUGAGGCCAGCUUUGAGGUCCCCAGUGAGAGUUCUGUGCUCUAUAAAACCACGCUGUUCCCCGAGCCACAAACGACCACUCAGAAAACCUGAUUGUACACAUCUACAGAAACCGGAGGGAGAAAACUUUUACUGGCUGCUACUUUUAUAUUACACACUGAACUUGUGGGUUUAACUCACUGCUGGGCAGCAGCUAGCAGCCAGAUUUGCAAAAACUAAUAGGAGUGAACAGACACAUUAGUAGACACUUGUAGACACCGAAAGGAUGAACGGUGAGUUUUUUCUACGUAUUGUAUUGAUGACAUGAUCUGUGCUCAUUAUUUUACACUAAGCUCCCCACUAAGCUGGGGAGCUGACCUUGAGCUGCUUGGAGAAUUUGGAAAAAUGUAACAAUGUACAUGGAUGUUUGCCUUUUUUUCCUCUUAGGUCUUGCACUGUCCCAGAGCUAUGAACUUUCAUUGCCUGGCUGCACAGAUGGAGGGGCACUAUUCAUCACCAAGGCCCCCCAAGUCUGUGGGGUCAGAGUUCAACUUGAGAUGCAGGCACUGUGGCGGCAGUUUGACCAGCUGGGCACAGAAAUGAUAGUUACAAAAUCUGGAAGGAGGAUGUUUCCAACAUUUCAGGUGAGAAUCUCUGGAAUGGAUCCUUCAGCCGAGUAUGUACUGCUCAUGGACUUCAUCCCUGUUGAUGACAAGAGAUACAGAUAUGCAUUCCACAACUCCUCAUGGUUGGUAGCAGGGCGAGCGGAUGUUGCAGCACCGAGCAGGAUGCAUUUCCACCCAGACUCACCGGCCCCCGGAGCCCAGUGGAUGAAGCAGACAGUGUCGUUUGACACUCUCAAGCUCACCAACAACCUGCUGGAUGACAAUGGACAUAUGAUUCUGAACUCCAUGCACCGUUAUCAGCCACGCUUCCAUGUAGUGUAUGUGGACCCAGCACCCAACAGUUAUUUAAACGCCUACAAGAACUUUUGCUCUUUCUCCUUCCCUGAGACACAAUUCUUGGCCGUCACCGCCUAUCAGAAUCACAGGAUAACUCAGUUGAAAAUUGCAAGCAACCCAUUUGCUAAAGGCUUCAGGACCACAGACCCACAGGCAUGGGAAAGUAAUGCAAGCUCCCUUGCAGUAUCCUGUCCACCAGAUGGCGGUACAGAGCCCCUCGUCAUUAAACCUAAAGAUCAGGGUCGUUUAAAGCCUUCACCCAGACAGACGAGUUCAUCCUCUGUGCUGCUACAGGAGUGUGAGCUGCCUUACCAAAAGGAGGACUCUGUGGAAGUCACCAUGGAGAGCAAAGAUGGGAACAGUUUAACAACAUCUGCACAUUUCCUCCAUAUCCCUGUGUACUGGGAUUGCACUGGAUCAUCUCACUAGAAAGUCAACCUGUUGCAAAGCAAGCAAACAAAAAACAAUUGUUCCAAUUAGCCCCUUAACAUCUGGCUUCUUUCCUUCUUAAAUUUAUGGAUAUAAUAUACUUGCAGUAGUUGUAUUUACUGGCCUCCAUGACAGACCCUUUAAAUUACUUAUUAAAUCCUUUGAAAACAAGAUGUCAGGGGUGGCAUUGUGACAUAAAUUAUUAAUGAUGUCACUGAAAGUACUCAGGAGCCACAGAACAGAGGUUUACUUCAUAAUAACAAUGACAUAACAGACAUUAAAAUCAGCUAAUACAGUGCUUCUCAAGAGUAUCCCACCUCUUAAAUUACAACUUUUUUGUUUUGUCAAAAACAGGGAUUGCCAUAAAUGAUUCCAAAUGCCUUUCCACACCUAAUUUAUUAUUAUUAUUUUUUAAGUGAGAAAGAAACAAAACAAGAAACAAAUCUAUUAAAAAUGUAGAAAUGAGUAAAUAAAUAAAGGCACAAUAUCAUGGUUGUAAAUGUGUGUACACCCUGAAACUGAACUGUUGCUGAAGCACCUUUUGAUUCAGUUUCACAUUAUGUCAUCUCUUGUCCAAAUUAACUCUGGACUUUGACUAGGCCAAUUCAAAGCUUUUAUUUUCCUUUCCUAAAUUGUUACUUUGUUGAUUUGGAUAUAUGUUUAUGCUCACAGCAAUGCUAAAAACUAAAGCUUUAUAGCAGACACCUGAAAGUUUUAGGCUAAACCUGACCGGUAUUUUGGCCAAAGCCUGACUGAAACUGUUUUCAUCCAUCCUGAUGAAAGAUUUCUGUUCCAGCAUGUUACUACCCUGCAUAUUUCACCGCAGGGUAGUGAAGUGUUAUUUUGGUGAAGUGCUGUGUUGUUUUUUCAGGACCCCAUGACACAUUCUCUACAGUUUCUCUACAAUUUUUGCUAAUUCCAUAUUUUUCCUUGAGUCUGUGUAUCUAAAUCAAAAUAACAACAUAUAAAUAUUCUGGAUUACUAUACUGUAUUAAUUUUUUUUUUAAUUUUUAGGUUUAAUUUAUAAGUAAAGGGCUGACACCAAGUUCAUUUAAAUUAAGCUCGUCAUCACUGUGAGAGGAGAAAGACAUCAGUAUUAAUAUGUGUGUGUAAUAAAAACAAUAACAACAAUAAAAACAACUAACGUAUGCAUAUAUGUAUGUCGCCCUGAUUUUGCUAAUAAGUAUGUCAUAAUAAUAUUAAAUAUGAAAUAUGUAUCCCUUUAAAACUAUAGAGAGGAUGAAAGAGAAUGGGGAAAUCCUUUGAAGCCAAAGAAGUAAGGCUAAGAACGUCAUUACCCAUGAUGCCGCUCUUCUCUGGACGUUUCUUGGAAGGGAGGGGAGAACUGAAAAGCGAUUUUGCUUUCAAAAUAAAAUACAACAAAUGUUCAGCAAUUUUUUUUUUACAAUGUUACAGUGUAGCAGUUUAGAUAUUUCAUUUGUUAAUGGAAAAGUGGAAUUAUUGCCAAUAUGUUUUAUUGGGUAUUGGAUCAGCAGUCAAUAAUAGCUAAAUAUAUUUUUUCCUUCUGUUUGCCAUAUUUUUGGGGUCUAUUCAUUGUCUAUUGUAUGGGCCAAUAGACAUAAUUUAAUAUGGGGACAAUCUGAC